This is a messenger RNA of Pseudonaja textilis, 5153 nucleotides long. Lineage: Eukaryota; Metazoa; Chordata; Lepidosauria; Squamata; Elapidae. The record is from RefSeq and is a predicted model, not a curated record.
AUGGCACAGCUGCUGCUCUGUUCUCUGGCUUUUGUCGUCUUCUUUCGCCCGGCUAGGGGAGCCAUGGAUGUCUGCUACAACUCCCAAGGCCGUGCCCAGCGUUGUAUGCCCAUUUUCGAGAACGCAGCCUUCGGCCGGCAGGCACAGGCGUCCAACACGUGUGGCUGGCCUCCAGAAACCUACUGCUUGCAGAUGGGCACAAGGGAAUCCAGCACCCUUUGCCACCGUUGCGAUGGAGACGAUCCUUUGCUGUCCCACGACGCCUCUUACUUGACCGACUUCCACAGCCAGGAAGAGCCCACUUGGUGGCAAAGUCAGUCCAUGGCAUUUGGGGUUCAGCACCCCACCUCUGUCAACAUUACUCUGCGCUUGGGGAAGGCUUACGAAAUCACCUACGUGAGGUUGAAAUUCCACACCAGCCGCCCGGAGAGUUUCGCCAUUUACAAAAGAAGUCGGGCUGAAGGACCAUGGAUCCCGUAUCAGUUCUACAGCGCCUCUUGCAAGAAGACUUACGGAAAGGCGGAACGGCAGUUUUUGAGACCUGGAGAACACGAGCAAGUGGCCUUUUGCACGGAUGAGUUCAGCGACAUAUCUCCUCUCAGUGGUGGAAACGUGGCUUUUUCCACCCUGGAGGGCCGGCCCAGUGCCUACAGUUUUGAUCAGAGCCCCCUCCUCCAGGAAUGGGUGACCUGUACCGAUCUGUUGAUCUCUUUGGACCGCCUCAACACCUUCGGGGAUGACAUCUUUAAGGAUCGCAAAGUGCUUCAGUCUUACUAUUAUGCCAUUUCAGACCUCUCCGUUGGGGGAAGGUGCAAAUGUAAUGGCCAUGCCAGCGAAUGCAUCCCUAAUGAAGAUGACCAGCUGGUUUGCCUCUGCCAACACAAUACUACCGGGGUAGAUUGCGAUAUGUGCCAGCCGUUCUACCAGGACCGCCCCUGGGCAAGGGGUACCGCUGAGUCAGCCAAUGAAUGCCUUCCAUGCAACUGUAGCGGUAGAUCUGGGGAAUGUUAUUACGACUGGGAACUGUACCGGAGCACCGGGCAUGGUGGACAUUGCGUGAAUUGCCAGGAAAACACUGCCGGACCUCACUGCGAAUACUGUCGGCCAAAUUUUUAUCGUUGGGAUGAUGAAAUGGCGUGUCAGCCCUGCAAUUGCAACCAAGCAGGUUCUUUGAAUCCUCAGUGCGAUGCUGCAGGGAAGUGUGAGUGCAAAGUGACAGUGACAGGCUGGAAGUGCGAGCGAUGCCAAGAAGGAUUCCAUUCCCUGAGUGAAGGAGGGUGCAGACCUUGUGCUUGUAACUCUGCUGGAAGUUUGGGGAUGUGUGACCCUAAUUCAGGGCACUGCAGGUGCAAGAAGAAAGUAGAAGGGUACCUGUGCAACAGAUGCCAGCCUGGCAGUUUUAACCUACAACCUCACAACUCAGAGGGAUGUACAAGUUGUUUCUGCUACGGACAUUCAACUGUCUGCACAACAGCUCCAGGAUUCGAACCCCGAGACAUUGUCUCUGACUUCAGACAAGGAUUAGAAGGCUGGAAAGCAGAAAACUCGGAGGGGCGAGAGAUUUUACUACGCUGGGAUGGAGACGUCAUCUUCAUAGACCAAAACGAACAGGAAGUGACUGGGUUUAAGGCCCCAGAGAAAUUUCUAGGUGAUCAACGUUUUAGCUACGGCCAGUUGCUCUCGGCGGUCCUUCACUUCGGAGACAACACAACGGGCGUUUCUUCUCCUUCCAUCCAGUUAAUUUUGGAAGGGAACGGGGUCUUUCUAUCAGCAAGACAUGAGAACCCGGAAGAAAGAGGGAGCGAAAUGCCAUGCAAAGAACGGAUUGUGUCCUUCAGGUUGCACGAGGGAGAGGAGGCCAUGGACUUGGAGCUGUCACCUUUCCAGUUUCAACGGAUGCUUUCCAAUCUGACGAAGCUUCAGAUCCAAGUUAAAAGCAAACCCAGAUCGGGCAGAAUUGCGCUAAAGGAGGUUAGACUGGCCUCCGCUCAUCUGGGUUUCUCCCAGCAGGCUCCAUGGGUGGAAGAAUGCCUCUGCCCCCAGGGGUACCAAGGCCGAUUUUGCCAGUUUUGCGCUCCAGGUUACAAACGGGAGAACCCUUGGGGUGGGCCCUUUGCAAGUUGUGUGCCUUGUACCUGCAACCAGCACGGGAGCUGUGACCCUGAUUCAGGCAUCUGCCAAUGUCUACACAACACCGAAGGACCUGCUUGUGAGCGAUGCACUGCAGGGUUCUACGGCAACCCAUUUCUUGGGCAGCCUGAGGACUGCCAACCUUGCCCAUGUCCAGGGCAAUGGCCUUGUGCAACCCUGCUGGACAGUGAAGAAGUGGUCUGCACACACUGUCCCCUGGGCCAGAGAGGCCGCCUCUGUGAAUUAUGCGAUGAUGGUUUCUUUGGGGAUCCCCUGGGAAGAAACGGAUCAGUGCACCCUUGUAACAGCUGCAGUUGCCAUGGCAACACAGACCCCAACGCAGUGGGCAAUUGUGACACUUUCACCGGCCGUUGCCUUCGCUGCUUGUACAAUACUACAGGGGAGCAGUGCGAGAGGUGCCAAGAAGGCUUCUACGGGAAUCCUUUGGCUGCCAACCCAGCCACCAAGUGUGCGCCCUGUAACUGUAACCCUGAUGGCUCUACUCACGGACGAGAAACUUGUGAUCCGGUUUCGGGUCAGUGUCGCUGCCUCCCCAAUGUAACCGGACGAGAGUGCACCCAGUGCCUGGAAGGCUAUUUUGAUCUACAGCCAGGGGUGGGGUGCAGAAGUUGUCAGUGCCACCAAAAGGGAGCACAGAGCAACACCUGUCACCCCAUCACAGGGCAAUGCACCUGCCAUCCCGGCGUGACAGGACUAUCGUGCAAUCAGUGCCAGGCUGGGUUCUUUGGAUUCUCUUCUCAAGGCUGCCAAGCCUGCAACUGUUCCCAGAUUGGUUCGGUGUCCCUCCAGUGCCAUGACAACAGCACUUGUGUGUGUAAGAAGGGCUUUGUGGGUAACAAGUGCGACCGGUGUGAUGUGAACUACUUCUUCGACUUGGAAAGUAAGCAGUGCCAGGAGUGUCCCUUCUGCUACAGCCUCGUGAAAGAGGAGACGGACAGACUGAAGGACAAGCUGGCCGAAAUGGAAGCUUGGUUCCAGAAGCCCAGCUGUGACCGAUCCAAAAAUGAAUAUUAUCACGUGAUGCUUGGCGAGAGCCCCCGUGGAGACAACCUUCACCGUCCGUACCUGUUAGAAGGUGCCAAAGCUGCCUUCUUGGAGAAGAUGGCGGAUCUGAAGGACUUGGUGGAGGACGCCCACCACCGGCUGAGCAACACCAGCAGAAACAUUGCCUGCAAUGGUCAACGGGCUACCAAAGUGUGCGGGCUCCUUUCUGAUGUAUCCUCCACCCUGCAGUCCACCCAUGAGGACAUCCAGCUGGCCACCGAGGUCCUGGAGAGCACGGAAUUUUCUUCUGAGAUUUCUUAUCAGUCUACAAACUGGAGCCGCCAUGCAAUUAGAUCCAGUGCCUUGGCCCGCGGCCACGUUGAAAUGGCAUCCUUGGUGGACAGUCUGGCCAGAAGAGCCAUCCAGACCUCCAAUCUGAGUUAUCGUCUUCUGCAAAACGUUGCAAACCACAGCAGGAGGCAGGAGUUCAGGCAAGAGAUGGAAGAAAGUGGUGAGAAAAUCGAAAGGAUCCAAAAAAACCUUGUCUUGCAAAUAGAAGAUGCUGAGAUGCUGGUUUCAAGCCAUCAGAGCAACACAACCCUGGUGCAAACAGAUACUUUGGAGCUGCGCCCUCUGGUGGAGAAAACUGGAAAUCUGGUCCAAAAAGCCGAAGAAAUCCAACAACUGGUUGAAACGAAACACAGGUUGGCAACCAACAAAUCCUUGGCUGUACAAACUGCGUUAAAGGAAGAACUACGGAGGAUUCAGCCCUUGGAAGAGCUAUGGCAGAGAACGAACAAUGCACGAGCACUGGCAGUGUCCUCCCUGGACAACGGAGAAGCCACGGUGUCUGAAGUGAAGACUUUGGUGACCACACUGGACGGAAUGAAGGCCCUGAUGGAUGACCCGAAGGGCCGCGCUGCGGUCAGGAGGAAGAGGGUUGCAGUGCGGGGCAGGACGAUCGCGGAGACCCAAAGGAAGGUCAAGCAGGCCCAGAGAGCCCUGGGGAAUUCUGGGUCUGUGUCGGCGAAGGCCUUUGAAAUGGCCAGUGAUGGGGAAUCGGUCUCCAAGAAAAAUGCUAAGGCAGCCGAAGAUGUGCUAAGACAGGCCAAGCAAGAGAGAAAGCAGGCUAGCAAAGUGUCUUCCAAAGUCGCUCUUACCAUGACAGAGAUCUCCAGACAGGAAGACAAGGCCAAAGAACUUCGGGUCCAACUUGGAAAACCUGGGGAGGUUGUCAAGGAAAUGAACAAGCUUGGCCAGGAUCUCCAAGCAGCCCAACGCUCCUUGGAGAUGGACAUUAAAGCCCUCAAACAUCUGCUCUCCAAGCUAGGGAACCGGGAUCAGUCCGCGGCUGUGCUCCAUGCGAGCCAGGUCCAGCUGGCAACGUUGAAGCGACGCCUGGCAGGACCUGGCGCCCUGAAUGAGACGCUGGGCAUCUUGGUACAGGAAGCUGAGCAUCAGAGGGCAUCUCUGGAGGCCUUCGAACAAGAUCUAGAAGAGAUCCAGAGUGACCAGAAGAACUUAGAAGCCAUUCUUCAGAACUUGCCCAGCGGCUGUUAAGGGCUGAAAGGGAGACUGGCGCCGCCGGCAGAAUUGUGUAGAUUGAAGACUGGCAGUGAGGGAAUCAAUAUAGACCCUUUUUAAUAAUAAUUUUUUUAAAAAAGGAAAUGUUCCCAGAAUGCAAUGGGCAAGGGAGGCAGACUGAGACAUCUUUGUCAGGGACAGAGAAUAAUAGCUUGAGAAAACUAUCUUGGCUGCCGGACCAACCUUAAGAAUCAAACCCUGAAAUGGAGACAGUGCAGCCAUGAGGACGAGAAACCUGAAACAGCCAUUUUACGAGUCUUGGGGAAAUGAGCAUUGUGCUUUUUUUGGUCCAAGGAGUUUUGGACCCUGGUUGAGGGUGUGUGGGGAGGUGGGGAAACGAUGAUUCUAUGAUAUUGGCAGAGAUUUGAACCCUGAUGCAGAAAAAUUGAAAGUUGGAUGCCAGGAUCGGGAGUAAAUCGAGUGCAGGGAUGUAG